This is a messenger RNA of Psylliodes chrysocephalus, 750 nucleotides long. The record is from the annotation of a GenBank genome assembly. Lineage: Eukaryota; Metazoa; Arthropoda; Insecta; Coleoptera; Chrysomelidae.
AAAAAAUUAUAUUGUCAUAAUAUUGUUGUGUCAAAGCGUAUAUUUAAAGUGUUUUCUAAGAAAAUAAGAAUUAUGAGUGAUACCGACGAUACCCAGUUUCAAAGGUCCGUGGAAGAAACAAAAAAAAAGAAACGAGGGGUUAGAAAUGACGAAAAUUAUAAAAGGAAUGUUAUUAAGAAAAGGUGCAGAGUUCAGGGGAAGGCUUACAUAAAUUACAGUGAAAAUGCUGUAAAUGCAAGAAAGCUUGGAGACGAAUGCCGCGAUAAUUGUCUCGGGCAAAACAAAAAUCAUACCAUGAUACGCAUGUGUACAGCAUCAGUUGAAACUAAUAGAUAUAAAAAAGUAGAACAAUUUUUUCCGAUCAAAGAGCAUUCCUUCUUGCCUAAUAACCGAGACUUCGGUGUCAUUAAACGACGUUUAAAGCGAUCCGAUCGUAUAUUUUCUGUUCACGAAUACACUGAAAUAAUAAUAGCUUCAAAAACUCCUGGAUAUGUCAUGUGCUCAGAAUUUAUUGGAGGUCUGACGGACCAUACUUAUAAGAUCCAUAUGCCAAGAAAUGUCGAAAGAGUUCCGGUUAGAAUGCCUGAAAAAAACCCCCAUCAAGAGAAAGUUCCAAUAUUGGAAACAAAAAUAACGGAUUUCGGUAAAGAGAUGUCAUGCGUUCCAGAGGAAUAUCACCCAUUCUAUCAAGAAAUUUUGGAAUGGCCUACAAAAGUUUCCAAAAAGGAAGAGAUGGAAUUCCAAGCUUAA